Neodiprion fabricii is the source of this 1936-nucleotide messenger RNA. Its product is annotated as probable cytochrome P450 4aa1. The record is from RefSeq and is a predicted model, not a curated record. Gene Ontology annotation, molecular function: oxidoreductase activity, acting on paired donors, with incorporation or reduction of molecular oxygen; heme binding; monooxygenase activity. The transcript has 8 exons. Lineage: Eukaryota; Metazoa; Arthropoda; Insecta; Hymenoptera; Diprionidae. The annotation marks the transcript as partial.
UCCUGUGUUGUUUACAAACAUAGAUUAGAUCUCAGAUCUCGGGUCAGCGGGCGGUGGUGUUUACAACGUGGAAAAUUACCAGUCGCUCAAUACCCGGCAUACGGAUGCCGUCGACGCGUUGAGACUCGUCGAGAUGCCGAAGACGAGUCGGAUUUCAAUGAGAGCCAUGCUUGGGCGUGCGUCGCGCUGCUGGCAGUCCUCUACGCCUUUCGUGCAUUCUGGAAUUACUUCAGGACCGUUAAAUUCAUCCUGACCAAUUUAAACGGCCCCCCGGCAUUGCCUUUGGUGGGGAACUGCCGUCUUGUCACAGAUAAAGAUCUUUUGCAGCGUAUGUCUCAUACGAGGUACGACAUGUACGGUACCAUCUUCAGGAUAUGGCUGACGGUGUUCCCGGUGGUGAUCCUCCUCGAGCCGGCCGACAUUCAGGUGGUUCUUGGCAGCACCAAGCACUUGGAGAAGAACGUCUUCUACAGUUUUUUACACAAUCUGGUCGGCGAUGGAUUGGUACUGAGUGAUGUUGACCGUUGGAAAAUUCAUCGGAAAAUCCUUCAACCAGCUUUCAAUAUGAAUAUUCUUAAUCGGUUUACCGACACUUUUAUCGAUGGUGCCAACCGCCUAAUCCGGAAGCUCAUGAAUUCUGCCGAGAAGAAUAUCGAUCUGACCAAGUUCGUGAACGACUCGGUCGUCAACAUUCUGAACGAGAUCGUUUUUGGCGUGACUAUGGCUUCCAAAGAGCAGAGGCAGACGGAAGACGAAGAAUCACCCUUCAGAAAGGGUCAAUUAACGGCUCUGUAUCGUCUGAUGCGUCCGUGGCUCUGGGUGAACCGGAUCUACGAGAUGACAGCCGUCGCAAAACGUGAAGAGGCCUUUCACGCAGAACUCCUUACGGUCUGCAAGAAGAUGAUGGACGAGAGGCGAGAAGUUAUUGGGAAGACGAAGCCGGAUGUGAAAGACGAGGUUGACGAUUCGCAGCGGAGGACGUCCAUCUUGGAAUUCAUGAUCGAAGCAAGUGAGAAAAAUCCGAGCAUUACGGAGAACGACAUCCUCAACGAGUGCUGCGCGUUCAUGCUCGUCGGCCAGGAUGCCGUCGCCUUUGCAAUUACCAUCACGAUGUUUCUUCUUGCGGCGCACCCCGAGUGGCAGCAGAGGUGCGUUCGAGAACUGGAGGAUAUCUUCGAGGGUGACUCAAGAUCACCGACGACGGAUGAUCUUAGGAAGAUGCGCUGCCUCGAGAUGUGCAUAAAAGAGUCCCUGAGACUCUAUCCGAGCGUUCCGGUCUUCGGUAGAAAGUUGAGAGAGGACACCAAAGUUGGAAAUUACGUGAUCCCUGCAGGAUGCGAAGUUAUGUUUCUCCCCUACGUCACCCACCGACUACCACAUUUCUAUCCAGAUCCCCACACCUUCGAUCCGACGAGAUUCGACCCUGACAGCAAUGAAAAUAGACACCGCUAUGCCUAUUUCCCUUUCAGCGCGGGGCCGAGGAACUGUAUCGGGUAUAAGUUUGCGAUGUUGGAAAUGAAGGCGUUGAUCAGCGUAGUCCUUCGGAACUUUCAUCUUAGUACGGUACCAGGGAAGGACGAGUUACGGCUGAAGUACAGGAUCACUUUGAGGGCUAAAGGCGGUGUCUGGGUUAAUUUAAGACGGAGAUAUUGAAAUUCGUGUGAAUUGGACGAGGUGUUGGGUAAGCAGAAGUCCACUGACUACGUUUUUUAUUAGGAAUUUUUUCAGACUUUUAAAAACGGCGUUUUCGGAAUUGGUUUUCAUUUUUCUUCUACUCUACUGGUAGCUAAAGAAAUCUGAAAAAAAUUCCGAGACCCUUUUUGGUCGGUUGCAUCAUUGUACUAAAAAAUUAUCAAAAUUGAAGGCGGUGAGGUCGAAUGACAGCGUAUAUACUAAAUAUUAAUGUUGAGAAAAAAUAAAGUAAAACAAAAGUCAA